AUGGCUGCACCCGCGUCUGGGUAUCCUCCUCACCCAAUCCCCAACUCAUGCUCAACCACCGAGAUUAAUAUCCCCCUUCGGAGGGUCCCCCGAGCUUCAAGAAGCUCUACGUCGCUCGCUUUCCCACAGAGUGCAACAGUUCAUCACCUCGGGGGCCCGCGAGAUGGACCCAUGCGACGCACGAGCAGAACAUGGACGACGAGCAGUGGCGAUUUGGGCCUUAUGAGCGACACCGAUGAAUUCGACGACAGAGCAUUGGUUGUCCAGGAGUACAAUAGAUUGGCAAAGAAGAAGAAGAUUGAACCCGCUGUACCAGAGAAACGAGGAUGGCUUCACCGAAUGCUGCGAUCAACAUCGAAUGGGACCCAGGGACAGAGAGCAGCCAGAUCAGCAGCCAGACCCGGAACGCCUUCCUUGCAACACAGGCGAAGUGUUUCGGAGUACGCAAAUCACCUGGCGCCAUGUAGAAACAACCCUCCAAGAGCCCUAACCCUCCAAUCCAUGGUUCGACUCAGUGGGAAAAGCGUCCUCUACCUUCCCCAGGACUACACCCCAGGAUCGCUGGUCCUGCCAACGUGUCUUAGGGCAACUGCUCAGCAUCUCUCACAGCAUGUAACCACGAGGGGAAUUUUCCGAAUUUCUGGAUCGGUCAGAGUAGUAAAUACUCUUUUCGACUACUACUGUUACUCAAAUAAUGGGGGAUUGGAUGUCUCCAGCACCGUUCGUUGCGCCAACCUGCCAUCGCACAUCGAUUUCUCUAUCCACGAUGUUGCUUCCACCUUCAAGCGCAUGAUAUCGACACUUCCCGGUGGUAUCCUCGGAACCCUGUCCAUUUUUGAUGCGCUCGUAGCGAUUCAUGCACAGCUGCGUGGCGAUCCAGAAUUCCCACGAACAAAGCAAACCAAAGUUCGUGCUAGACUCAUUGCACUGGCUGUUGGGGCCAUCGAGUCCCAGUUCCGGCGAGAGCUCAUCUGCGCCGUCUUUGGGCUCCUGAGUUUGAUCGGAAGGGUAGCAGAAGUGACCCCAAGAGAGGAUGAGGGUGGAAGGCCACUGCCGACGGGUGAUUUGAUGGGAUACAGUGCCCUCGGUAUUGUAUUUGGGCCAUUGUUGGUAGGAGAACUGUUGGAUCAGUACGAUAUGAACUUGGCGACCCCGUCGAACGGUUUGGUGCUCCUACCGCCAGGGGCGAAAAAGGUUCGACAAGGCCGACGAAAACCUGCUCCGACGGAAAAGAAUCUAGUAGGAGCUCAAACAAUCAACAAGGUGAACAUUGUCAAUAGUAUCACUGAGAUGCUCAUUGCGAAUUGGCGUGACGUGGUACGUCAGAUGAAGGCUCUUGGAAUACAUCACAGGAAGGACGUCUCGAAUCCCACAUUGCGCAGUGGCUCGCUUCGCCCAUCAUUCUCGGAGUCAUACACAGCGCGGAAACCCCCUCGAGGACGAGAGUCUACCCAAAGGGAGUCCGGUGUUCAAGCAGAUCGAGACAGAAGCCCGGUUUUUGAGGCUCCCAUAAAUUCGACAGCCGCAACCCAGAAGGAGUUUUGGUUCUGCUCAAUUGAAAUCGAGACCAAGCGCCGGUGUCCUAAGCCCAACCAUGGAGGAAGGAAGCAUAGAAGGGGAGAGGCGGGAGAAGAUGGCCUCGGAGACUAUGUUUCGUGA
Clonostachys byssicola is the source of this 1659-nucleotide messenger RNA. Lineage: Eukaryota; Fungi; Ascomycota; Sordariomycetes; Hypocreales; Bionectriaceae. The record is from the annotation of a GenBank genome assembly.